This is a messenger RNA of Anopheles stephensi (Asian malaria mosquito), 4144 nucleotides long. RefSeq names its product structural maintenance of chromosomes protein 1A (gene SMC1). Gene Ontology annotation, cellular component: chromosome; cohesin complex; nucleus. The coding region runs from base 158 to 3889 and encodes 1243 amino acids. The record is from RefSeq and is a predicted model, not a curated record. Lineage: Eukaryota; Metazoa; Arthropoda; Insecta; Diptera; Culicidae. The transcript is spliced from 3 exons. Gene Ontology annotation, molecular function: ATP hydrolysis activity; ATP binding; DNA binding. Gene Ontology annotation, biological process: sister chromatid cohesion.
AACUUUUCUGUGCUGCUGCUGGUCGCCGUGCUACAGUGCUCGGAUUUACGGUGUUUUCUGUGGUUUUCAGCCGAUUUAUGAACGAAGCGGCUGGAAAUUAUCGUCCUCGACGUGAGCCCCAACGUUUGACCUAAAGCGGAGGUAAAGGCGACGCAAAAUGUCGGCUUUUUUGCAAUGUAUCGAGGUGGAAAACUUCAAGUCCUACCGGGGACGCACAACGAUUGGACCGUUGAAGCGCUUUUCUGCUGUUAUCGGACCGAAUGGAUCUGGAAAGUCCAAUUUCAUGGACGCCAUCAGCUUCGUCAUGGGAGAGAAAACGAGCAGCCUCCGUGUACGGAAGCUGACGGAACUCAUAAACGGUGCCUCGAUCGGGCGUCCCAUUUCGAACCGUGCGUCAGUGAUGGCGAGGUUUAUCAUCACGAACGAAACGGAGGGUGAAGUCGAGAAAACGUUCCAACGGUCCGUCAUUAAUGCAUCGUCCGAGUAUCGCAUUAACGGUUCGGUAGUAUCUCCGCAACACUACCUAGCCGAGCUCGAAAAACUGGGCAUCAAUGUGAAGGCGAAGAAUUUCCUCGUAUUCCAGGGCGCGGUUGAGACCAUCGCGAUCAAGAAUGCGAAGGAACGUACCGCACUUUUCGAGGAGAUCAGUGGGUCGGGCUUGCUGAAGGAGGAAUACAACCGGCUGAAGCACGAGAUGCAGAUGGCCGAAGAAGAGACACAAUUUACCUACCAGAAGAAGAAAGGUAUCGCUGCUGAACGCAAGGAAGCAAAGCUUGAAAAACAAGAAGCUGAUCGGUACACAAGCCUCAAACAGGAGUGUAGCGAAAAGCAAGUCCACUAUCAACUGUUCCGCUUGUUCCACAACGAGAAGGAAUCGAAACGCCUGAAGGAGGACCAAAUCAGCAAGCAGCAGGAGCUAAACAUCAUUGAAAAGCGCAAGGAGGAAGCGGACGAAAUUUUGAAGGAGAAAAAGAAGGAGGUUGGCAAAAUGUCACGCGAAAUGGCCAAAAAAGAGCAGGAAAUACGGGAAGUAGAGGCGGAAAUGAGCAAACGCCAUCCGAUGUUCAUCAAAGCGAAGGAAAAGGUAAUGCACACGCAGAAAAAGCUUGACGGGGCGCUGAAAACGCUCGAGCAGGCGCGCCGAGCCGACGAAGCACACCAGGCCGACAUAAAAAAGCUGGUGGACGAACUGCACGAGGUGGAAGUGAAGCGGGCCGCGUUCGAGAACGAGGUGGCAGGUGAAUCGAAGAAGCGGGGCAGCAAUGUCCAUCUCGAGCGUGAUCUGGUACAGGAGUACGAUCGGUUGAAACAGAAGGCGGAUGGAACGUCGGGUAAAUAUCUCAUCCAUCUGGAUUCGGUAAACCGCGAACAAAAGUCGGACCAGGAUCUGCUCGACAGCGAAAUCAACAAGAAGGCCCAGAUCGAGGAGAACUAUAAGAAAAUUGAGUCGGAAAGAAAUGAAGCACUCAAGCGGCAGGAAAAGCUGAUCGAUCACAUCAAAACCAGCAAGAUGGGGCUGGAAGAGCAGCGACGCAUCAAGGCGGAACUGAGCCAAGACGUGGGCACCUCGAAGGAGCGCAUCCACGAGCUACAAUCCGAGCUGGACAAUGUGCGCGAGCAGCUGGGCGAUGCCAAAAUCGACAAGCACGAAGAUGCACGCCGCAAGAAGAAGCAGGAAGUGGUCGAACUGUUUAAGCUGGAGGUGCCGGGCGUGUACGACCGCAUGAUCAACAUGUGUCAGCCGACCCACAAGCGCUACAACGUCGCGGUAACGAAGGUGCUGGGCAAGUACAUGGAAGCGAUCAUCGUGGACACGGAGAAAACGGCCCGGCGCUGUAUUCAGAUACUGAAGGAGAAAAUGUUGGACGUGGAAACGUUCCUGCCGCUCGACUACAUACAGAAGAAACCGCUCAAGGAGCGCCUCAGGAACAUUGAAGAGCCGCGAAAUGUGAAGCUGAUUUAUGAUGUGCUGAAGUUCAGUCCGCCGGAAAUCGAACCGGCCGUCCUGUUUGCGACCAACAAUGCACUCGUUUGCGAAACUCCGGACGAUGCGAUGAAGGUGGCGUACGAAAUCGAUCGCAGCCGUUACGAUGCGCUAGCGCUGGACGGAACAUUCUACCAGAAGUCGGGCAUUAUCUCUGGCGGCAGCCACGAUCUCGCUCGCAAGGCUAAACGGUGGGACGAAAAGCAUAUGGCACAGCUGAAGCUGCAGAAGGAAAAGAUCACCGAGGAGCUGAAGGAGGUGAUGAAGAAAACCCGCCGUCAGGGAGAACUCACGACGGUGGAAAGUCAGAUACGGGGACUCGAAAAUCGGCUCAAAUAUAGCCAAAAUGACUUGGAAACGUCCAAAAAGAACAUGAACGAGUAUGACAGGCAGCUGGAAGAUUUCACCCGUCAGCUGGAUCAGAUUGGUCCCAAGAUAAGCGAAAUCGAGCGUAGAAUGCAGCAGCGCGAUAUGAAGAUACAGGACAUUAAGGAAAGCAUGAACAACGUGGAGGACGAUGUGUACGCUGAGUUUUGCGCUCGCAUCGGGGUGGCCAACAUUCGCCAGUUCGAGGAGCGUGAGCUGGUGCUGCAGCAGGAGCGUGCGAAGAAGCGGGCCGAGUUCGAGCAGCAGAUCGAUCGCAUCAACAACAAUCUUGAGUUUGAGCGUUCGAAAGAUACGUCGAAAAAUGUGCAGCGCUGGGAGCGUGCGGUGCAGGACGAUGAGGAUUCGCUCGAGACGUACAAGCAAACGGAGGCUCGGCAGCGCCAGGAGAUAGAAAAGGACAAGGAGAAGAUAGAGCUGAUGAAGCAGGAGAAAGCUGCCCACAAAAACCUGGUCGAUCAGAUGGAGGAAGAGAUGGCAAAGGCAAGGCGGGAGGUGCAGGCACUAGCGAAGGAACUGGCCGCGAUUCAGCAAAGCAUAGCUAACAUAGAUUCCCGAAUGGAAACCAUGAAAAGCAAGCGGCACAACAUACUGAUGCAGGCCAAGAUGGAUGCGAUCGAGAUACCGCUGCUGCAAGGUUCCAUGGACGACAUCGGGCAGCAGCAGGCAGCCCAGCCAGCGCAGGCGGCUGGUGGUGGACAGGGCGGAGAUUACGCGGCCGAUGGAACGCCCGGCGGCGGUGGGUCAGCUUAUGAGCGGGAAAGCCGUAUCGAAAUAGACUACCGUAAGCUCGAGCACCAGCUGAAGAAUCUGUCCGAUCCGGAUCAGAUUAAAAAAAGCGGCGACACGCUAGCGAAGGAACUGCAGGCCAAGCUUGACACGCUCGAGAAGAUACAAACACCCAACAUGAAGGCGAUGCAGAAGCUAGACCGCGUGACGGAGAAAAUCCAGUCGACGAACGAAGAGUUCGAGGUGGCUCGGAAAAAGGCGAAAAAGGCAAAGGCAGCAUUCGAGAAGGUGAAAAACGAACGGUGUACGCUGUUCACCAAUUGCUGCAAUCACAUCUCCGAUGCGAUCGACGCCAUCUACAAACAGCUGUCGAGGAACGAGGCCGCCCAAGCAUACCUGGGACCAGACAAUCCGGAGGAACCAUACCUCGACGGUAUUAACUACAAUUGCGUUGCGCCCGGCAAACGAUUCCAGCCGAUGAGCAAUCUGAGCGGUGGUGAGAAGACGAUCGCUGCCCUUGCGCUGCUGUUCGCCAUUCACAGCUUCCAGCCGGCACCAUUUUUCGUGCUGGACGAAAUCGAUGCGGCUCUCGACAACACGAACAUCGGUAAGGUGGCGUCUUAUAUACGGGAGAAAACAACCAACCUGCAGACGAUCGUAAUAUCGCUGAAGGAGGAGUUUUACUCGCACGCGGACGUACUGAUCGGUAUCUGUCCAAAUCCGGCCGACUGUCUGGUGUCGCAAACACUGCUCUUCGAUUUGGAGCAGUAUGAGCAUCGUAAUGAAUACUAGAGCAAAUUGGUUCCACCAUCGAGACGUAGGUAUUUUCUCCAUCAAGUACGACUAUAUUAGGCCGGUGCUGGGCGAUAUUCAUCCUACCAUUUUUUUUAUACUUAGACGACUUCUGUUUCUGUUUUGUGCUUCAGUUGCCUAGUUUAAGAGCGCGUUGGAACUGUUGGACAUGUUUUCAAUAUCAGACGAAUAAUUUAUCAUUUAUGGAAUAAUAUAAUAACGAGCAGUAUGUAAUAAUUAAUAAAUAAUAAAAAU